AUGAUGAAUAGAUUUUCUAAUGAUUAUAGUACAAGAACAACAAAGUAUGAGUAUUCAGGACCAUCAUAUGAACAGAAAUAUAAAUCUAAAGCAGAGGAGUACUGGAAACUAAGUAGUCUCGAACAAACAGAGGAAGAAAGAGAAUUACAAGAUUUAGUUGAUAAAAUGCGUUCUAUGGUAGAACAAUUUAGAGCGGAAAUUAAUGAAUUACAUGAAAUGCACGAUAAUGCAAUUCAGAAACGGGACUCUUUAAUAAACGAAUACCAAACAGCAAAAUAUGCACUGGAUGUUGAAGAACUGUUGAUGAAAUUCAGAACCAAAAUUUAA
Trichomonas vaginalis G3 is the source of this 327-nucleotide messenger RNA. RefSeq names its product Staphylococcal complement inhibitor SCIN family. The record is from RefSeq and is a predicted model, not a curated record. NCBI's taxonomy places the organism in Eukaryota, Parabasalia, Trichomonadida, Trichomonadidae. The transcript has a single exon. The coding region runs from base 1 to 327 and encodes 108 amino acids.